GCUCCGCGGCCAUGGCGGCGCCCACGGCGGCUGCUCUGCGCGGCGGCAAGAUCCAGUAACACCUUUUUUCCUACUUGGAGAAGUUGCUAAGGUUUCUCUUGAUUCGAGGACACUGCUGGAAGAAACCUCAGUGGGCAAACAUGGGCUGCCGGGAUGUUCAUGCGGCGACCGUACUGGCCUUCCUCAGCGGGACAGCCUCAGUAGCUGGGCUCCUUGCAGCAGUCCUGCUUCCAAACUGGAGGCAAAUGAGACUGUACACAUACAACAAGAAUGAAAGGAAUGUGACCGUUUACACUGGACUCUGGAUUAAGUGUGCGCGCUUUGAUGGGAGCAGAGACUGUGUGAUCUAUGACCCACAGUGGUACACGGCUGUCGAUCAGCUGGAUUUGCGUGUUCUUCAGUUUGCCCUUCCUCUGAGUAUGUUUACUGCUGUCUCAGCUCUGUUCCUCUGCAUGAUUGGCAUGUGUAACACAGCCUUUGUAUCCAGCGUGCCCAACGUCAAACUGGCCAAGUGCCUGGUAAACAGUGCAGGCUGCCAUCUCGUGGCUGGCCUCUUGUUCCUGCUUGCCUGUGCCAUUUGUCUCACUCCGUCCAUCUGGGUCAUUUUUUAUAACAAUUACCUGAACAGAAAAUACGAGCCCAUCUUCAGCUUUGACAUCUCUGUAUUUAUUGCCAUUGCCAGUGCUGGCGGUCUGUUUUUCACUUCCAUCCUGCUGUUCCUGUGGUACUGUGCAUGCAAAAGCCUCCCUUCUCCUUUCUGGCAGCCCUUGUAUUCCCAUGCCCCCAGCAUGCACAGCUAUGCCUCUCAGCCCUACUCCACGCGUUCUCGCCUCUCUGCCGUAGAAAUUGACAUUCCUGUUGUGACACAUUCAUCUUAAGGAGACAAAGCCUUGGAAGCAAAGUUCUUGUGUUUGUUCAAGCCAUGACAGUUGCAGGCUUGAUUCUCUGUGCUGCCCUGCAGCACGCUGAGCGUAAUUCUUUGUAAGGUCAAGUUUCUCAAGGCACAAAGCUGUGGAGGCCCAAGUUCAGCAAGUUGCUAUUCUGGUCUGUUACUUCCUGACCACCUUUCCUCUUUUUUUAUUUUCUUCUUUUUUUGACUCUGAGCUCACUACAGUCGAAGUUGCUGCUAAUGCUGAAAUAGUACACUAACAAUUGUAUGCAUCCAUCCUUUUGCUUGCUGAUGUCAAAGCAGAUUUGAACUUCUUUGAUAAACUAUUCCUAGAUUCUGAUCUCAUUGUAAGACCCUUGCACCCAUAUAUUGUCCAGCUGCAGGCAAUGGAACUGGGUGUAGGGGAUUCACUGAGUUUCUUAUUCAUCCAGACCCACAUAUUUUAAUAUGUGGUAUCUGAAAGGGGUAUUUGGCAGACUAAUUCAGUUCUGUGCACUGUUCUUUAUUUUUUUGCUGUAAACACAGAUACCUGCUUAGGAACUUCUGUAACAGAAUUAGUGCCAAAUUACCCUUUAUUGUCAAAAUAGCUAUCAGAAGGAAUAAAAUUGAUUUAACUAAGAAUGUUGUUCUGUGCUGUAAUAGCAUUUUGUGAAUUACUGGAGGCUAGAAGUCUUUUGUGAAUUUUAUUUCUAGUAUUUUUUUUACUAAGUUAGCAAAUUCAAUAGAUCUAUUUUGUGAUUUUGUGAAUGAAUUCAAAGGCCUUCUUAAAAAUGGAUUUUCAAGUAGGAUAUAAAGCGUUCAGUUCUGGAGAGAAAUGUCACUCACUGCAAAAAGGGUUAGGAAAAUCAUAAAGAAUUCUGAAGACUAUGAAAGAUUCUUUUGAAACACUGUAUACAUGCUAUAACAACAUCUCUCUGAAAAGGGAGUUAUAACCACGGGGAGAGAUUUUUUAAUCUAGAUGUUUCUUAAAAGUGUAUAUACAAAGAAUAAUGAGCUUGUGUUUUUUUCAGUUGAUCUUUAUGGUUGACGGACUUCUCAUGCUGUAGCUUAUUUCCUUACUAAUUAAGACAACCUUUACAGCCUUGUUCUUUAACACCUUUCAAAUUCAGCUAUUUUAAAAUCCAGUUAUUUUUCCUGCUGCCACCUCAUAAACGCAGAAAGCUUCCUGUUCCUAUUUUCCAUAAAAUGAGAUUUUAAGUGAUUUGUGAUCUUCACCUUGUAGCUCUGCAAGGAUGAGGAGGGACUGUAAAUUCCCAACCUGGGAUGUCUUUAAAUCACUUUUUGCCUUCUAAAAUGCAGACCAGCAAGUGAACCCUCAGGAUCAAAGUUCUUCAAUAUGGGCUUUGACAUUACUUGAAAAUUUGAUGACAGUGAGUUGAAGAGUGCUAUAAUUAAGGCAAGCAUUUGAUUCUCUCAGGUUUUGGUAAAUUGAGAUCUUGUGUUUAAAAUGUCAUUCCAGUAAGGAAAGUUGUUUUGAUUGGUGGCAUUCUGGAGCUUAGUGGAUAUUUGCAUUUCAUUAAUGCCAGAAUAAAUUUGUUUUUCUAAAAAAAAAACCAAAUCAAGGUCUUUAGUUCCUGUUCUGGAAAUUCAUCCAAGGUCCUGAAAACCAUUUCACUUCCUCCUCUAGGUGUUAGAAAUAGAAACAAGUACUGUACUGGGGAAGUCUUGUUCUGUUAAAACCUGUGAAAUAACAGUAUGUAAAGAAGGAUUGUGUUCUAGCUGGUAGAUCUCAGACUUCAGUGGAUUGAGGGAGGAAGUUGAUCUCUGUCAUAAUUCCCAGCAUAGUCAGUAAAGUGACAGGCCUUUAAGACAGUUCUUGAUUAAACAACAGUCUUAAGGAAUUAACACUGUAGACAAUAAAGAAUACACACAGAGAUAUGCCUCAAAGGCCUAAACAUAAGUUUAAUACUCUCUUAGGUUUACAAGGUGUGGGAGUACAAAGGAUCUUUUUUCAUCAGACUUGCAUGGCAUUAAAACACGUGUAAUGACAUGCAAGCCAGAUUUUUUUUUCUUCAAAACUGAACUUUGCUUUACUGUUAGUCUGGUUGUCCAACACUUGCUGGUUUAUCUGCCCGUAUCCUUUAAUGCCUUGUAAGGUCAAAGCAAAGGGGCCACAAGUUUGUGAUUUAACAUAAUUUUGCUUCCGCAUCAUUUCAGUGUCUUUUCUUCUUUGUGCCUUGCUUCAGCUAUGAGUUGACCAGUAAAUGUUCCAGUCAGUGUCUGAUACGCUCUUUGAGCCUGAAUUUGCAGAGCAUUUUGAUCAUUUUUAAGAGCUGACAAGUAUGUCUCUUAGUGACUCAAAAAGGAGUUGAAUUUUCAGCAUCUCCAGAACAAGAAUGACAGCCUGGCAAACUGUUGCUUUCUACAAAAAUAUAAGUUUAGCCAGUGUUGUUUUCUGUGCACUUUAAUAGCAUAUUUCUCUGACAGCUCUUCUGUAUUCUGACUUUGAUUUUUAUGCACAGAACUUUUAAUUAAUAUUUGCUACUGGCUGAACUGAUAACUCGUUGCUUUGAAAAUUGUGUCUUUCCAAAAGUCAGAGAUGAAUGAGUUAUGAAAAGUGGGGCUCCAGAAGAUAAUGGAUUCCAGCGUAGGUUUCAGUUAGCAAAAAGACUGUUGUAUCGUGUUCAAUCACCGAAGCAUGGCUGGUUUUCUUUCAGCAAUGCUGUUCAUAUGUUUCUGCUGGAUUCUAAGUGAAAUUACCUGGAAGUGCUGUGCUGUAUUUCCUUUGUUACAGAAAGAGAUGGCCAACCUGUGACACUUGAGCCGAGUGCCACUCCAACAUUUUUUUGCUAAGGUUGCCAUCGUGCCCAGCACCAGGGCUGGGGAGUGACAGGCCUCUCUGGACUGGGAGAGAUCACAUGUGCCCUGCAGGUAUGUCUGCCAGGGAACAGCCUCUGGGGAGCAGUUAGCACCCCUGCCUCUGACCAGCUGCACCUUCCUGGGCACUGCUGUGUGCAGGACAAGCACUUGGGGUCUGGAACAGAAAGAUUUUAAUUUGUGGCUUGUGCAGUAAAGGUUUGGUGCUCUGGGAUUACAGGAACCUGUAUUUUUUCAAGUAGUUCCUGUCCAACGUCUUUGAAUUGUGUUAGGUGUUGGUUCUUUUUAUGUGAAACAGAAAAUAUGUAUUUUUAAUAAAAGAAUCUCAUACAGAUGCAGUUUAUUUUGAUUAAUUUUGUUGAAAAUAGUAGCUAUUACCAUAUGAAAGACUUUACCUUUUGAUAUUGAUCACCAGAUUAUUUCAGAUGCCUUAACAGGUUUAAAAUGUGUAUACUGCAAUUUAGCUGCCUAAUUUUAUAAGACUCCUGCUUUGAGCAAAACAAUAAUUUUUAAA
This is a messenger RNA of Cinclus cinclus, 4220 nucleotides long. It is a transcript of the gene CLDN12, whose product is annotated as claudin 12. Lineage: Eukaryota; Metazoa; Chordata; Aves; Passeriformes; Cinclidae. The record is from RefSeq and is a predicted model, not a curated record. Gene Ontology annotation, cellular component: plasma membrane. The transcript is spliced from 3 exons. The coding region runs from base 141 to 878 and encodes 245 amino acids.